Alternaria atra is the source of this 366-nucleotide messenger RNA. RefSeq lists its product as uncharacterized. The record is from RefSeq and is a predicted model, not a curated record. Bases 1 to 366 code for a protein of 121 amino acids. The transcript is spliced from 2 exons. Lineage: Eukaryota; Fungi; Ascomycota; Dothideomycetes; Pleosporales; Pleosporaceae.
AUGUAUCUCACCACCUUUCUCGCGAGCUUGCUCUCUGCCUUACCUGUUGCACUGUCCGCACCUACUUAUGGCGAGCCAUACAACUGCGGCUACGUCCUCACCGAACGAAACAGCAGCGCCUACGCUAGUAUCUCCGCAUAUACUGAUUGCACGGCGAUCUACUACAACCAGUCCAUACCUGGAUAUCAAGAGGCCUAUGCUUACAGUCUGUACGGAGGGUGCCAGUGCUCAUUUCACUUAAGCGAGGAGCAGUGCAAAGGAGCGAUCGAUCCACCCAUGUAUGAGGGACCGACUGGGACGCCUGGCGAGGAGCCCUGCUUCGAAGAUUCAAAUCCCAAGUGGUACGCAUGCGCGACCGUGGGAUGA